GAUCAUUUUGAUCUGGUCUAGCCUGCAGGCCAACAACUUCAGCCUGGCCUGGCCUGCAGGCCAGGCCGAAUAUUAUUUGGACGGAUCAGGCCAGGCUAAAAUUUCAGAAUUCGGCCUGGCCUGGUGGACGGCCUGAGGGCCUGCCAGGCCGGCAGCUCUGAUUGGAACCAGCAUCUGAUGUUGCUCAAUAGGUUUUUAGCUUUAGUAUUAAUCUUUCAUUUUCAAACCAAAUAUUCUCAUUCUUUCUUGACUUCAACUUUGAAAGGUUUUAAAAUAAACCAAAAAAACAAGAAAAAAACAUAUCUUUAAUACUUUUAAGAUAUUUCAAAUCUGUUGAUAGAAAUUUUUCAUGUUUUCAUUUAUUUGAAAACAAUUGAGUUUAUUCUUUGUUCAAUGAAACAUAAUUUUGAUUGAAUUAUUUUAGAAGACGAACAAAAAACAAUAAAAACUUAUUUUUUUUUUGUGUCCUUUUGUUUAGCCACGGAAAGUAUUAAGUGUUCGUGAAAAAAAUCCAAUUGAUGAACAUCCAUUAAAUUAUGAUGAAUAUAAUCCAUUUAAUAUUUGUGCAGCAUCCAAUGUACCACAUUUAUCGUGA
Molecule: messenger RNA, 595 nt
Organism: Rotaria sp. Silwood1
Lineage: Eukaryota; Metazoa; Rotifera; Eurotatoria; Philodinida; Philodinidae
Source: the annotation of a GenBank genome assembly